Centropristis striata (black sea bass) is the source of this 2302-nucleotide messenger RNA. Its product is annotated as alcohol dehydrogenase 1-like. The record is from RefSeq and is a predicted model, not a curated record. Lineage: Eukaryota; Metazoa; Chordata; Actinopteri; Perciformes; Serranidae. Gene Ontology annotation, cellular component: cytosol. Gene Ontology annotation, biological process: formaldehyde catabolic process. The coding region runs from base 141 to 1253 and encodes 370 amino acids. Gene Ontology annotation, molecular function: S-(hydroxymethyl)glutathione dehydrogenase [NAD(P)+] activity; zinc ion binding. The transcript is spliced from 9 exons.
GUCAAACUGUUUUUUUAUUUCCGCUACAUAGAAAUCUCAAGUUUCAGGGUCUCUUGUUGUCUCCUCCCCACUGCUGUCCAGCAGCUGCUCUCCUCUCUCAACUCCUCUCUCGCUUGGUUAUUCUUAUCUUUGCAGCAAAAAUGGCGACAGCCGGUAAGGUCAUCAAGUGCAAGGCAGCAGUGGCCUGGGAGCCCAACAAGCCCUUGGUGAUUGAGGAGAUUGAGGUAGCCCCACCCCAGGCCAAUGAGGUCCGCAUCAAGAUUGUGGCAACGGCUGUGUGCCACACGGACCUGCACCAGCUUUUGGAGAGAAUGAAUAAAGACGAAUUCCCAACAGUUCUCGGCCACGAGGCAGCUGGUAUUGUAGAGAGCGUCGGGCCUGGAGUCACUGAAUAUCAGCCAGGAGAUACAGUAAUUCCUUUGACCAUCGGCCAGUGUAGAGAAUGUCGCUUCUGUAAAAGUCCAAGGACCAACCAGUGUGACAAAGGAUGGUUGGCACCCCCAGAGAGGUUUACCUGUAAGGGGAAGAAGGUGUUGCAGUUUGUGGGAACCAGUACCUUCUCUGAGUACACCGUGGUGAACCAGAUGGCUGUGGCCAAGAUUGACCCUGCUGCCCCUCUGGACAAGGUCUGUCUUCUUGGGUGUGGUGUCUGUACAGGAUACGGAGCAGCAGUUAAUAAUGCAAAGGUGGAACCAGGCUCCACGUGUGCUGUGUUCGGCCUUGGAGCUGUGGGUUUGGCUGCAGUCAUGGGCUGCAAGGCUGCAGGAGCCAAGAGGAUUAUUGCUGUUGACAUCAAUCCGGAGAAGUUUGAAAAGGCAAAGGUGUUUGGUGCAACUGAAUGUGUGAAUCCUAAGGAUCACAGUAAACCCAUCAGUGAAGUGCUGUCUGAGAUGACUGAUGGAGGAGUGGACUUCUCUCUGGAAUGUGUUGGGAAUGUUGAAGUCAUGCGCAGUGCCUUGGAGUCUUGUGUGAAAGGUUGGGGUGUCAGUGUGAUUGUUGGCUGGACAGAAUUAGAAGACUUUUCUGCCCGACCCGUUCAGCUUGUUGCUGGACGCACAUGGAAGGGCUCUGUGUUUGGAGGCUUUAAGGGGAGGGAUGAUGUCCCCAAGAUGGUUAAAGCUUACCUGGACAAGAAGUUGAAGCUGGAUGAGUUCAUCACUCAUAACAUGACUUUGGACCAAAUCAAUGAUGCCAUUGAACUGAUGAAGCAUGGCAAAUGCAUCCGGGCAGUCCUGAAUGUUUCUCCACAAUAAGACCACUGCGUUGUUUCGAGGGAACCCCCUGAACAAUUAAAUAUUUCACAAAUAAUACGAUGGACACAAUAUAGGGAUCUAACAAUUUAGACACAUGAUACAUGCACGAUUUGCUUGUGAUACCAACACACAAGGCAUCCCUCUUGUUGGUGUUUGGACAUGUCGAGGACGGUUUGUCACUUUCCACUAAUUACAUCCAAAGUGGCUUUCCAAAGUUAACUUCACAGAAAACAGUUACAUUUAGGCUAAGGUUAGAGAAAAAGAACAGGGGUGGGGUUAACAAAAACUACUUCCACAUUACUAGAUGCAGUUAUUCUUGUGAUCACGUUACAAGCUGAGUUUGCACAUGUAUUUGGAUUCUAUUUGUUCUUUCUAUUUUGCUGUGAGGUGAAAGUGCUAACCAUUACACAACCAUGUAGCCCAUCAAUCAAUCAAUCACACUUUACUGUAAAGCACUUUUCAAACAAAUAAAAAGUGAGACAAAUUGCUUCAACUCACUACUUACACUUACAACACACUACUCCAUCAUGAUGAAAUUAUCCUACGGAGGAUCAAUAAAGGUACAUGUUAUCUUAACAGGUGGGUGUUGUAAACUAUUGUACUGUACAAACAGUAUAUGUUCAAACUAUAGUCUGUCCUUUCUGUGAUUGCUUGGUAGAGUGCCCUGAUUUUCAGGGACAAAAACACCUGUGAAGGUGGCUAAUAAGGCGAUAGGUGUCCCACAGACCAUUGUGGAGGACCAGGGUCUGCAGAAAAUAAUCCUGAUUAAAGUACACAAAAAUGACCAAAUUUGCAUAUUUAUUUAUUUUGGACUGAAAGGUUUGAAACUGAGGGUACUCCUGCCCCUUAGCUUCCAAUGAUGAGAAAAUCAUACUGUUAUGUUUUAAAGACGAUGUCUUGGUCUUUAGGUCUUUAAAUAUGGGUCAACUUUCACAGUUCCUGUCUCUGGAAUGGUUGGUCAUUCGGGUUUGUAAAACCAUAUUCUAACAUAUGGGUUCACUUGUGGGAAGAGAAAUAAUUCAAAUCAAUAGGGAUAAUGUCAGAUGAUA